This is a messenger RNA of Funneliformis geosporum, 363 nucleotides long. The record is from the annotation of a GenBank genome assembly. NCBI's taxonomy places the organism in Eukaryota, Fungi, Glomeromycota, Glomeromycetes, Glomerales, Glomeraceae.
AUGGGUCAUUGUGAGCAUUUUUUAACGCCAUAUAUUGUAGUCCUUCAUUUUGAACAAAUAGCAAAUAAAAGCAAUAAGUAUGCAGUAUGUCGUGCUUGUAUUAAUAUACUUGGAAAGGAUGAAACUUAUAAGAACAAAUUUACAAAUACAAAAAAGGAAUGUAUAUGCCAUUUUCAAGACUGUAUAAGUUUCACAACUUUAUAUACAUCUGAACAAAUAAAUGAAUUGCUUGAUAAAGCUAAAAAAGAUGGAGCAAAAUCUAAUAAACCAGUAAAAAAACGAACACAUAUCAUAUUAAAUGAUCUAUCCAGUGAUGAGGAUUCUGAUUCUGAAACUGAAACAAAUAUAAAUCCAUUAUAUGAG